CGGAAACUCCAGCGCGCUACCUGCGAGCAUACGAGGGAAGUCCGAAUGGCCGAGCUCACGUGCACUGCCGACCUUACUUUAAAUCAUCGAGGUGACAGCCUGCAACAACCGAUCUUGGAGCCGAGCCCAUUCGUCAGGCCAGCACAGAACUCGAAUAUUUACCUACCCAAUGUCUGGGCGAUUUGCGUCAUUUACUCCCCGUUUGACCUCGCAGCUCUUGUGUCGACGGGCGCCAUUACAGUUACGAUCCACACCCCUCAGAUCCGCCAUGUCUACUACAUCUACGACCCCAAGCCAAAAAGCAGGAGAGGGCGACUGGUCCCCAGACCAGUACCUGCUCUUCCGCGAUGCCCGCAACCGCCCGGUCCAGGACCUAAUAACCUUCCUCGGGCCGGACUACUCACCAAAGCGCAUCGUCGACCUCGGCUGCGGGCCGGGCAACAGCACCGAGCUGCUUGCGGCGCGCUACCCGUCCGCCCACAUCUCGGGCGUCGACUCGUCGCCCGCCAUGGUCGCCAAAGCGCGCGCCACGCUCCCUAGCAUCGCCUUCUCGGAGGCCGACCUGCGCACGUACACGCCCGAGCCCGGCACGGACCUGCUCUUCGCCAACGCCGUCUUCCAAUGGCUGCGCCGCAGCGAGCGCAUCCCGACCAUCACGCGCCUGCUGCUCACGCAGCAGCCCGGCCGCGGCGUGCUCGCGCUGCAGAUGCCCGACAACUACGACGAGCCGUCGCACCGCGCCAUGCGCGAGGCGGCCGCCGCGCCGGGGCCGUGGACGCCCUACUUCGCCCGCUUCUCGCGCGACAGCGACAGCGGCAGCGGCAACGACAGCGGCACGCCGGACCGCGACCCGCUCGAGACGCCGCUCGAGUACUACAACGCGCUGCGGCCGCACUGCCGCGCCGUCGAGACGUGGACCACGCGCUACGUCCACGUGCUGGCCGGCCACGAGCAGAUCGUCGAGUGGGUGCGCGGCACCGGCCUGCAGCCCUUCUUGCAUGCGCUGCCGGCCGAGGGCGGCGUCCGCGAGGCGUUCGUCGCCGAGUACCGCCGCCGGCUGGAGCGCGAGUACCCGUUGGCGGUCGACGGCAGCGUGUUGCUGGAGUACCCCAGGCGGUUUGUGGUGGCGUUUCGGUGAGAUGGAAGAGGGCGGGAGAGUCCAAAUGGGGGUCGGGGAGGGUAGUGGAGUGUGCGGGGUUGCGAUUUGCAAGAAAAUUGAUUUCGGCGGAGCGAGGGAUGCCUGACAGCUGGAGCCAGACAGGCGGAGGCAGGGGUCCUGCAAAGGCCCUGCAUGUGCGCAGCAAGGUGCCUCACUGAAUGUAUUGUACAUACGGAAUUACAGUACCUACGUAUGGUACACAUUAAAUUCAUACAUCACCGAUACUUGACUGUGGUUCAAGCCCUUCAGUGCGCG
Molecule: messenger RNA, 1414 nt
Organism: Thermothielavioides terrestris NRRL 8126
Lineage: Eukaryota; Fungi; Ascomycota; Sordariomycetes; Sordariales; Chaetomiaceae
Exons: 1
Coding region: 269-1138 (289 amino acids)
Molecular function (GO): trans-aconitate 2-methyltransferase activity
Source: RefSeq, a predicted model, not a curated record